Molecule: messenger RNA, 1038 nt
Organism: Eubalaena glacialis (North Atlantic right whale)
Lineage: Eukaryota; Metazoa; Chordata; Mammalia; Artiodactyla; Balaenidae
Product: glutathione S-transferase theta-4
Exons: 4
Coding region: 144-848 (234 amino acids)
Biological process (GO): glutathione metabolic process
Cellular component (GO): cytoplasm
Molecular function (GO): glutathione transferase activity
Source: RefSeq, a predicted model, not a curated record
CAAAUGGGCACCCCCAGGGAGGGGAAGGGCAAGGUCACAGCCACCCCUGACCCCUUGGCCCCAAGCCACGGACCUCUCCCCAGCCUGUUCCUGGGUUUCUUCAGAAUCUUUGCUGCUGUGAGAAUUCCAGGCUUCCCGGCCUCAUGACAACACCAAGUGAACAAGAGGUUCCAGAACGUGGGGGCCUGGGCCUGGGCUGGUGGGCACAGGACCAGGGCACAGGCUGCAUUUUGGCUGAGGUUGGGUGUUUGCCGGCCGCAGCGGGGGCCCAGCAUGGGCCUGGAGCUCUACCUGGACCUGCUGUCCGCGUCGUGCCGCGCUGUCUACAUCUUUGCCAGGAAGAACAGCAUCCCUUUCGACUUCCAGUUUGUGGAUCUGCUGAAAGGUCACCACCACAGCAAGGAGUACAUCGAGAUCAACCCCCUGAGGAAGCUGCCCAGUCUCAAAGAUGGAACAUUUGUCUUAUCCGAAAGCUGCUGAUCCCGAUGAUCGCGGGUGAGGAAGUUCCAGCUGAGAAGACAGAGCAGGUGCUGGCAGAGGUGAAGAACAACUUGAAGCUCUUCGAGGAAAAGUUUCUGCAGGAGAAGAUGUUCAUCACUGGGGACAACAUCUCCCUGGCCGACUUGGUAGCCCUGGUGGAGAUGAUGCAGCCCAUGGCGGGCAACCAUAACGUCUUCCUCAACAGCUCCAAGCUGGCCGAGUGGCGCAUGAGGGUGGAGCUGGCCAUCGGCUCCGGCCUCUUCUGGGAGGCCCACGACCGGCUGGUGAAGUUGGUGGAGUGGGACUGCUCCACGCUGGACCCGAUGGUCAAGGAGAGGAUCUGCGAUUUGCUGCAGAAGUUCAAGUAGAAGCAGCCCAGCCUGCGGGCCUGGACGGCUCAGCCCCCAGCGCCUCCUACCUUAGGGAAGACGCUGAAAAUCACUGUUUGCUUAAUAAAAAACUGGAACAACCACCACGGUUGCUGAGCCUGGGACGCACGUCUGAUGUGGUGGGUCUGGGGGGUGGUCACAAGUCCCCCCAGCUUCCAAAAAGAAUUUG